Macadamia integrifolia is the source of this 813-nucleotide messenger RNA. RefSeq lists its product as uncharacterized. Lineage: Eukaryota; Viridiplantae; Streptophyta; Magnoliopsida; Proteales; Proteaceae. The record is from RefSeq and is a predicted model, not a curated record. The transcript has 2 exons. The coding region runs from base 1 to 813 and encodes 270 amino acids.
AUGGCCCUGAGGAAAAUUGUAAGAGAUAACGACCCAGACUUUCUCUGCCUGGACGAACUGAUGAUUGAUGUGAACAAGUGCCCAACUCGUUACUUCAGAAAAUUGGGCUUUGAAGUAGACGUCAUCUGCAAUACCAGAAGAGAAAAUAUUCCAAAUCUAUGGCUGCUCUGGAAGCGAGGUAUUCCUAAACCUUCAAUUUUUUCUAGUUCUGAUCAGCAAAUUUCAGUUCAUAAGCUAAAAAGGCUGAGGCCGAUCAUUAAAACCUGGGCUAGGGAAAAUUUUCCAAACUUUGAGAUUGAACUGGUCAGAACGAGAGAGGCUUUGGACCAGAUACAAGCUCAAAUUGAGUUGCAGGGAAUGGACGACUCCCUCUUUGGGCAAGAAGCCGAUGCAAAAUCUGCCUAUUUGGUUGCCAUGAAAAAUCAUGAAAAAUUAUGGGCUGAAAAGUCAAGGAUUAGAUGGCUGAAGGAGGGAGAUCGUAACUCCAAGUUUUUUCACCUCUACACAAAAGUUAAGAGAGCCAAAAACACUAUUCGAAGAGUCAAAAAAAUUGAUGAGUCUAUAAUUUCUGACAGAGGUGAUUUAGCUUGCUACAUGUCCAAAUUCUAUGAAGAUUUUCAGAAGAGAGUUCUAGUGACAGAUCAUCUAGAUUUGCUCGAUGCUAUCCCAAGGCUUAUUGAUGAGGUGAAUCUUCUAUCUCUAGAUUUGAUCCCAGGUCCAAAUGAGAUAAAGCGUGCAGUGUGGGAUCUGGAUCCUGACAGUUCACCAGGUCCAUAUGUGUCACACUCCGUUCUCACUGAACCGGGCCAGUGA